AUGGAACCGUCCUCACGCCCACAAUCCACGCUGUCAACUGACCCCGAGUCGCUCAUUUUGAAAAAGAAAGACGUGAAGAAGACAAAGACGACGAAGCAGACGAAAAAGACGAAGAAAUCGAAGAAGGACACAAAAGAGACAAAAGAGACAACGUCGAAGCAAAACAAUCCAAACCGGACGUCACAAAAUCACCCACAACAACACACACAACAAACACAACAAACACAACCACCCAAACACAGCCGCCAACAUGUCUCUCGACAGACGCGACGUCCGCACACUACGCUCGCCCUCCUUGCCACCAUCCUCCUCGCGCUGGCCUCCGUCGCUGGCAUUGUCCUGGGCGUCCUGGCCACCGCCGUCCUCCAUCUCCAGGUGCCUGCUGAUGUGCCCAGCCGCAUCGCCGUCUUUGGUGCGUCCAUUGGCGGCGUCGGCCUCGCCGUCGUCCAGGCCAUCGAUCUGUGCUCGCGCUCCCGCCGCCUAAUUUUUGCCUGCCAGCUCACCACCCGCCUGGUCCUCCUUGCUUGGGUCGCCUCUGUCGUGCUGACGAGUCUGGAAGUGGCCCGGACGGUGCGCGACGCCACCGUCUCGUCCACGCUCGCUGCGCAAGCCGUCUACCUGAACCUCAUGCUCAGCAAUGUGGGCUUCCUGUCAACCGCAGUGCUGUCGUUCUGUCUCGAGCGAGCGACCCGGAAAGGCCAACAAAAUGCGCAUGACAGAGACGUCGAGGACGAUGAUGUGGAUGACCUCCUCGACAAAAGCGUCUCCCAACGGGGAUCGCUCUCCGCCGAGACCCAUUCGGACAAGAACGUGGACCCGGCAGACGAAGAGCCCCGACCCAAGAAGCUGCUCUUUUCCUACAAGGCCACGACACAGCUGAUGAACGAUACCCCAGCCAGCCGUCGUGCCUCCAUGGUCUCAGCUGCGGUGGUGCCGCCAGCAGCGCAGCCGGUGGUCCAGCCAACGGUCAGGCCGUCUACGUCGAUCAAGCGCAAGCCCGUGCACCCUGUUGCUCAGCCUGCAGCGUCGGCACACUCGGCCGUUGACCGGCGCAAGAGUGUGAUGCCGCCCGCCAUAUUCUCGGAUCCGUUUGCGGACCCGGUCGAGGAGAAUCCCUUCUUGGACAGCAACCGCGUCGACGCUGGGCUGCCAGAAGCCACGACUGUCACGACUGCCACGACCGCCACGACCGCCGCAACGGCACCGGCUCCUACGCGGCCUCGGCGGCUCUCAAGAAUGUCCACCCACGACCUGCCCAGGCUCAUCACGUCCGUCGAACCAAUUCCAACAGACUCGACCUUUUACCUGUCCUCCAGUGGAAGCAGCAACUACGACAACGACGAGGACAAGGAACAGACGGCAGAGCCGCUGGAAACACCACAAGCAUCCAUCCUGCCCUACUCGCCGGCUGUGAAACGACCGCGUUCCAUCGUACCACCUGUGCCGCAGGUGCCGGUUCCAAAGGUGACGGCCGCUCUCAUGCCGCAAACCCUGCCGCAAACCCUGCGGCGCAAGCCUGUUGGGAGUGCCGGUCCGGCGGCUGCCACGGCACAAGCAGGUCCUAUCAAGAGGAAGCCAGUGCCGUCCAUGCCCGCUGCAAGAGCCACGGCGCCAAAGAUGGAGACUCCAGAACCACUCUCGCCCCUGUCUCAGCCGGCUUCUGCCGAACCUCCCAUUCUCGCACUCCCAGUUGCCCUCCCUGCUACCACAACACAGAUUCCCAUGCACUUCGCCUCGGCCGUGUCGUCGCGCAAGUCGUCCAAUGCCUCGGACAUGUCCGAGUCAGACGCCUCUGUCGCGUCAUCGUACACUAGCCCGUCCCUGGCCGAUAUGGUCGCCUCGUCCUUACGGCGUGGAUCGGUGUCCGUGGCCGUGCCCACGGCCGUGUCCGAGGUGUUUGCGGGUGCAAGCACAACGACGUCCUUGCCAACCCGCUCCGUGGCCUAUGCGCAACCUCGUGUGUUCGACCAGCCUAUUGUCCGUAAGUCGUUUAUUGCGACGACCAACACGACGAUGACGUCGACCACCAACGCCUCCACCACUACCAAUGGAAGUGGAAGCGAGGCUCAUGCACGGAGGCCGUCGCAAGUCUCGAUCAUGGAGACCAUUUACUCGCCGGCCGACGAGCCCGGAAGUGACGAGGACAGCGAGAACAGCGAGAAAACCAAAGGAGGAAUGGCCGACGAAGGCUACGACGCCGACUUGGCGGCCAUGGUCCGGCAAGAGGCCGAAGCGGCUGCUGCGGCGGCUGAUGCCGGAAGGCGGUGGCUUGAGCCGUCGCGGGAUUCGAUGAGAGACUCGAUGCGGAUGGAGCGCACGACGUCCAUGUCCAAGCACCUGUCGAGAAAGCCGUCUCUUUCGCCCGUGGAGGAGCAGGAGCAGGAAGGCGAGGAGAACGGCGUCAAAGUCGACGAGGACAAGGCGGAUGAGGUGAUUGAGGUGGCUGAGGUAGACAAGGGAGACGAGAACAGUGAGGACGAAGAGACAGUCGACGACGAGGACGGCGAGGCGAACCCGUCCGUCCACACCAUUGUCGUCCACGAGCCCGCGGGCUUCACUGCCACCGGCCUGUCACGCACCGCCAGCCGCAUGCGCAAGGCGGCACUACGGGCAGCAGGUCAAACGGCGCAGACGGCGAACACGGUGCAGACGACGCCAUCAGCUGCGAAUCACACAGCCUCCACGUACGUCCCCGCGUACACCCGCCGUCGCCUGUCCACCGCCAACUACAAUUUCUCACGUCCGAUGCGGGCCACAGGCGACAAACGCGUGUCGCUUGUGUCCACCAUGUCCUCCACCACCACGAAGCGAGCCUCCCUCGCCGUCGUUCCCUCUGUGCCCCAGACAUCGCUGCUGGCCAGCCCGCGCUCGCGCGUGCGUCGCCAGCUGCUGCAGAUGCUGCCCGUGCAGCACCGGCCGAUCACACUCGUGAAGCCGAUUUCGUUUGCCAAACCGGUGAAGGCGGUCAAGGUGACAACGCCCCGCAAAGGCCGCCAGUCUCUGUCAGGCCGUCGCCACCGUCGGUCGCUUUCGUUGAACUUGGCGUCGCUCAACACGAGCGACGAUGCGCUGUCGUCGUCCUCGGCGUUGCCGUCGGCAGCGUCUUCCUCGUCGACUUCCACCCUGUCGUCAACCUCCGCCUCCACGUCGCCACGCCACAAAUCGUACCGCAGCACCUCCCUCGCCAAGACAGCCCAGCGUGCCCGCCGCCGCAACCGCGUCCACGGCCGCCACCUGGCCGGCCUGCGGAGCAGCACACUGCGGCCCUCGGCGUCCAUGUCGGCGGCCCAGCGCCAGUCGUCGGGCAGCGACCGUCUCUCGCCGCACACGCCCUACACACCCUAUACGCCGCGCAACCGGCCCAUCUCGCCCAUGACCUUGCUGAUGGGACGGCGGUAG
Molecule: messenger RNA, 3399 nt
Organism: Sporothrix schenckii 1099-18
Lineage: Eukaryota; Fungi; Ascomycota; Sordariomycetes; Ophiostomatales; Ophiostomataceae
Exons: 1
Coding region: 1-3399 (1132 amino acids)
Source: RefSeq, a predicted model, not a curated record